GGAGCCUUGUUCUGGACUGAAGCCUUUUCCACACGUCCCUCUCCUGCUCUUGCGUUUUCCAGAGGCAAGUAUGCAAGAGCAUUUUACAUUAAGGGUUCUUGCAAGUUGACCAAUCUGAGCACACUAUAAUCUACAUUAAGUAACAAGUACCAUCUCUCCUGAGUGACCUUUUCAAAAAGGGAAAAGGAUAGAUGUCGUGGAUGUGCGAGCUAGAUAGGUCGACCACUCGCAAUCCCUAACUCCAAGUUGGUACUUCGUGCGCUAUACCACCGAAGUGCUCCAAUUAGUGCGCAGUAGCACAAAAAUCUACGAGGAAGCUGCAGAAUCGUGAUUGACAUUUGAGGAUCUUGGACACGUUUGUUGCAUUGGAUUGUAUGGCUAUUUAUCUUUUUGAGCACAACGCAUCACCUUGGACACGUUUGUUGCAUUGGAUUGUAUGGAUUUAGAAUCAGAUGGACCACCAAAAAAAGAAGAGAAAAAGAAGAAGCAAUAAAUAUCUCUUCAACAUCGACCAACGUCUUCCCAGGCACAUCAAUCAAUCAAUCAAUACUGCUUCGGCAUAAUCACAACAUGGAG
Molecule: messenger RNA, 576 nt
Organism: Amoebophrya sp. A25
Lineage: Eukaryota; Dinophyceae; Syndiniales; Amoebophryaceae
Source: the annotation of a GenBank genome assembly